AUGUUGCAAUUCCUCGUUUUCGAUUCGUGUCGUCGCUCCUUGUUGGAUGGACGACGACAGCUGUUUCACGAAAUUGCGAAACGCGCGUGGCUUUUCGAGGAAUGCGAAGGUGAGAAGCGUCUUCGACAGGGCAUGGUUGUCGGUCCUACUAUGAACGCCUCAACAAAAUUCAGCGACAAUUACGAGGUUAAGGAAGAACUUGGAAAAGGAGCAUUCUCGGUGGUUCGCCGGUGUGUACACAAAGCAACCGCGGCCGAAUAUGCCGCGAAGAUUAUUAAUACGAAGAAGCUGUCCGCAAGGGAUUUCCAGAAAUUAGAACGAGAAGCAAGAAUAUGCCGAAAGCUACAGCAUCCGAAUAUAGUUCGUCUACACGAUAGUAUACAAGAGGAGUCGUUUCAUUAUCUAGUGUUCGACCUAGUCACCGGUGGUGAAUUAUUCGAAGAUAUCGUCGCUAGAGAAUUCUAUAGUGAAGCAGAUGCAAGUCAUUGUAUCCAGCAAAUUCUCGAAUCAAUCGCCUACUGCCAUCAAAACUGUAUUGUGCACAGGGAUCUAAAGCCUGAAAAUCUUCUACUUGCCAGUAAAGCGAAAGGAGCGGCUGUGAAGUUGGCCGAUUUCGGACUAGCCAUUGAGGUUGGUCAAGACACAGAGGCUUGGUUUGGCUUCGCAGGAACGCCUGGUUAUCUGUCACCGGAAGUGCUGAAAAAGGAUCCAUAUGGGAAACCCGUUGAUAUAUGGGCUUGCGGUGUGAUUCUCUAUAUUCUACUGGUUGGUUAUCCUCCUUUUUGGGACGAGGACCAGCACCGACUCUACGCACAGAUCAAAGCUGGCGCUUAUGACUACCCAAGCCCAGAAUGGGAUACAGUAACCCCAGAAGCGAAGAGUCUUAUUGACAGUAUGCUGACAGUUAAUCCCAAGAAACGGAUCACCGCCGAUCAAGCGCUCAAAGUGCCGUGGAUUUGCAAUCGAGAACGUGUAGCGUCUGUCAUGCAUCGGCAAGAUACUGUAGACUGCCUGAAGAAGUUCAACGCAAGAAGAAAGCUCAAGGCCGCAAUCUCCGCCGUGAAAAUGGUGACGCGAAUCAGUGGCGUGCUGAGGACCAGCGAUUCGACCGGCAGUGUUGCAUCGAACGGCAGCGGACCCGAACCGGGAACGUCAUCAUCACAACCCAGCAGUCCACAGCACCCUACACAAGAGGGUGCCAUUCUGACAACAAUGAUUGCCGCUCGUCAUCUAUCGAAUAACAACCCAACAAAUAUGUCCUCAUUGCGUGUUUUUCCUUCACCUCCACCAGCUCACCAUCUCAGCAGCUCAGCUCCAUCAGCUCGACCAGCUGACAGCACACCUACAGCAGUCGAAGAGUGUCUCUCGGCUAACGGCGGCGAAGACGGAUAG
This is a messenger RNA of Necator americanus (New World hookworm), 1392 nucleotides long. RefSeq lists its product as uncharacterized. The transcript is spliced from 14 exons. Gene Ontology annotation, molecular function: ATP binding; protein kinase activity. Bases 1 to 1392 code for a protein of 463 amino acids. The record is from RefSeq and is a predicted model, not a curated record. NCBI's taxonomy places the organism in Eukaryota, Metazoa, Nematoda, Chromadorea, Rhabditida, Ancylostomatidae. Gene Ontology annotation, biological process: protein phosphorylation.